Molecule: messenger RNA, 2737 nt
Organism: Xyrauchen texanus (razorback sucker)
Lineage: Eukaryota; Metazoa; Chordata; Actinopteri; Cypriniformes; Catostomidae
Gene: slc16a8
Product: solute carrier family 16 member 8
Exons: 5
Coding region: 365-1759 (464 amino acids)
Biological process (GO): monocarboxylic acid transport; transmembrane transport
Cellular component (GO): membrane
Molecular function (GO): monocarboxylic acid transmembrane transporter activity
Source: RefSeq, a predicted model, not a curated record
CAGUGUAUUGACUCUGAUGUUUUUGAAUGAAAGUGCAUUGUACAAGAGGCUGUAGUUAUGUCAAAACAAGUAAACAACCAACCAUGGGUUCUGUAAUGCCACUUAUGCUGUCCAGGAAUGUAGUCUUAUUUCCUACAAAUAAGAGACUUUUUGGGCAUUACGGAUUAUUAAUAGGAGGGUCAAGAAUAGGAAGGAGGUGUACCAGAAGGUUUAUUUAGCAGAUUAUCCUCCAAAAUCCACAGUGCAAUGAGGUUUCGGAGUACAUUAUGUAUACCAAGGAGGCCAAGUCCUCAUACAGCUUCCUGAAGGGGAGUUCUGCAUCACAUCACAUCACAGGACAGGCCCAACACCAUCAUAAGCAACUAUGGGAAUUAAAGUGGAGGAGACAGAGACUGUACGUCCCCCAGAUGGUGGCUGGGGCUGGGCUGUUCUACUGGGAGGUUUUGUCAUCACUGGCUUCUCAUAUGCUUUUCCAAAAGCUAUUAGUGUUUAUUUCAAAGAACUGAUGCGAGACUUUGACUGUGGUUACAGUGACACAGCCUGGAUUUCAUCCAUCAUGUUAGCUAUGCUCUAUGGCUCAGGUCCAGUCUCCAGCAUCAUGGUUAAUAAGUUUGGAUGUCGUCCAGUGAUGCUGAUUGGAGGAUUACUGGCCUCAGGAGGGAUGAUAGGUGCCUCUUUCACUACUAACAUUAUCCAGCUUUACCUCACUGCAGGUGUCAUCACAGGUCUUGGCCUUGCCUUGAACUUCCAACCAUCACUGAUUAUGCUGGGGUCUUAUUUUGACAAACGGAGACCACUGGCCAAUGGACUGGCUGCAGCUGGAAGCCCAGUAUUUCUGUCAGCUCUUUCUCCAUUAGGUCAAGUGCUGCUGAACCGUUAUGGAUGGAGAGGAGGCUUUCUGAUCAUGGGUGGUCUUCUGCUAAAUUGCUGCAUCUGUGGAACUGUUAUGAGACCCCUGAAAUGCAAAGAAAGGAGAACGAUGGCAAAAGGAGAGGCUUACUCCCAAGAGCUCAAAGAAAUGCUGCCUAGGGCUGGACAAGAGAAUAACAUUUGUAAACAUCAUAAUGCUAAAAAGCCCAGGAAAAGGAAGCUUUUGGACUUCAGUGUACUUUGUGACCGAGGGCUAAUUAUUUAUAUCAUUGCAAAAUUUAUAGUUGUCCUCGGCCUGUUUGUUCCAACUAUACUCUUAGUCAACUAUGCAAAGGAUCAAGGAGUGCCCGACCAGGAUGCUGCCUUUCUGUUAUCUAUUAUAGGAUUUAUUGACAUCUUUGCCCGUCCCACAUGUGGCAUAUUGGCUGGUUUGAAAUGGAUUCGACCCAAGACGCCUUAUUUCUUCAGCCUUGCCUUGCUCUUCAAUGGACUAACAGAUGUUUGUUCAGCCACAAGCACAGAUUAUAAGGGGUUAGUUAUCUUCUGUGUGUUCUUUGGGCUCUCUUAUGGCAUGGUGGGUGCUCUACAGUUCGAAGUGCUAAUGGGUAUUGUGGGGACAAGCAGUUUUUCCAGUGCACUUGGCCUAGUGCUCCUCAUAGAGGCAGUGGCUGUGCUGAUUGGGCCUCCCUCUGCUGGUUAUUUGGUGGAUGCUUACAAGAACUAUGAACUAAUUUUUUACAUGGCUGGCGGAGAGCUGAUCACUGCUGGUAUAUUUCUUGCCCUUGCAUCAUUCUGCUGCAUUAAGCAAAAGAAAAGCAAAGACUCAUCUCAGAUUCAUCAUGCUGAAGUGGAAAAUAAUCAUGUUAGUAAUGAAUCAGAUCGAGCCUAAAAGAUGAAGAGUGAAGAUAGCUCUGCUGUUUGGAGAGUGACAUUUACACUCAGUUAAAGAUGAACUCAUCAAAGGUUUUACUCCCAAUGUAUAAAAUCAUGACCCCUCACGUGAGGUCAUAUUAUUAAACAUUUAAAUGCAGAGUGUCCCCUCAUGGGGGUGGUCAUGUCAGAAUCACAUGACCAGUCAAUGGAUUUAAGUAAUCAUGGCUGACUUUGAAUAUUGAUUUUCUACAAUGACAUUUGAAGCUGAAAACUAUAGAUUUUGAAUGAGGUUGAAUCCACCCAGCAAGAUGGACGUGAAGAUUACACGUGUAAUGCUGUGUUCACUUUGUGUUGGAAUUACUGUAAUUACGAGAUGGCAACUCUGAGCCGUUCAUGUUCUAGAAACUGGGAAGUUAUCAGUUUCUAUGAAAACACUUAUGCCAAAAUGGCUUUGUUGUUGAUAACAGCAAAAUAUUUUUCACUACAUUCAUUUAUUAAUUCACCUCAAUAUGUUGCUGCAAUUUUUUUAAGCACAAAGAAAAGGUUAUGGGGAAUGAUGGCAUAAUAAUAUGGCAUAUCAAACAGAAAUAUGUGUUCACUACUUUCAACUGUUGAGCCCGCUGCCAUAUUAGUUCUAUUUACAUGACAUCACGACUUUCAAUUUGGAGCUUAAGAAAUCCGAGAUUACAACUUGUAAUUGCGAGUUCUACAAAGACAUAAAUGCUUUUUACAAGUUGGAAUCUCAUAAUUCCACCAUGAUGUGAAUGCAUCAUGUCCAAGAUAACACAAAUACAAAUGAUGAAUAUAUGAUUAAAUAAAUGAUAAAACUCUCCAGAAUUACAAAAAAUAACACCAUAUGUAUCCCAAAAGCACUUUUGAAUGUAUUCAUAUUUAUAAUAUCUGUAUUACACAGAAAAUGUCAUGGUAUGUUCGAUUUAUACAUAUGUGUUAUUUGGAACACAGUCUAUUUGUGAAUAAACUAGCUGAAUAAAUU